Hibiscus syriacus is the source of this 487-nucleotide messenger RNA. RefSeq names its product probable sugar phosphate/phosphate translocator At3g11320. The record is from RefSeq and is a predicted model, not a curated record. Gene Ontology annotation, cellular component: Golgi apparatus. Lineage: Eukaryota; Viridiplantae; Streptophyta; Magnoliopsida; Malvales; Malvaceae. Bases 20 to 487 code for a protein of 155 amino acids. The transcript has 3 exons. Gene Ontology annotation, molecular function: antiporter activity.
UUGCGAGAAGGUGAAUUCCAUGAACCUCCUUCUUUUCAUGGCUCCCAUAGCUGUUGUAUUUCUACUCCCGGCAACGCUCAUUAUGGAAGAAAAUGUGGUCGGUACCACCGUUGCCCUUGCCAGAGAUGACGUCAAUAUCGUUUGGUAUCUAAUAUUCAAUUCAGCGCUUGCGUACUUCGUGAAUUUGACCAACUUUUUGGUCACGAAACACACCAGUGCCCUCACGUUGCAGGUUCUAGGAAAUGGAAAAGGAGCUGUAGCUGUGGUGGUUUCGAUUUUAUUUUUUAAAAAUCCGAUCUCUGUCACCGGAUUGCUCGGCUAUACUCUCACAGUCUCCGGGGUCAUACUCUACGGCGAAGCCAAGAAACGAAACAAAAUUUCCCCGGAAAAUCCCGGAAAAAGAAAAAAGUUGUCGAAUUGGUCUUUUACAGAUUUAUCUGUUACUAACAUUUCUAAUAUUGAUUUUUUAAUGAGAAAAACCUCAUAA